GCCCUCAACACAUACAUGGGGGACAUUCUGGAGGUGGUGCUGGAUUUUGGAGGAGACAUCCUGAAGUUUGCAGGGGAUGCUGUGCUGGUGCUGUGGAGAGCAGCACAGCCUCACCUGCCUACAGCCAUCAACCUGGCGCUGCAGUGCUCCAGUGAAAUCCAGAAGAAGUACGGCACUCAUGACACACACAUGGGUCUCAUGCUCCACCUGAAGAUAGGUACGGGCAUAGAUGGGUCAGCCCCGGUACUCUCCAGAGCUGAUGGAUAGCCUCCCCUGCCAGCAUUUGCAGGACAAGCAGGAGGCAGUGAGGGCAGGGGAGGUCAGGGCUCCUUCCCUGCCUGCCUCACAUCAGCUGUAGCACAGGCCCCUCGCUCCCAGCAAGGGUCCCAGAGCACAGCCCGCUCCGUCCGUGGGGGCCCCAACGUCUGACCCCACUGGGAGGUAGAUCCCACACCCGGUCCCCAGACGGGCCUCUCUGUCCCGCCUGCCCCUUGGAUAAGAGAUGUGUCACCUCUGGGAUGCUUCCUCAAGUUCCAGGAGCUAAACAGCUUGGUGCUUUUCAUGGCGAGCAAAGGGGAACUGCUUUGCCUAACAGCUUUGAGCCGGGCUUUUGCAGGCUCUCCUCGCACCACAGACAGCAUGCCUGGGCUGCAGACUGUGGGCAGAGACUUCAGCUGGGACUUCCACAGGACCUCUUCUAUCCUCCGUCUCUCUGGGUCUCCCUGUUGCUUUUCUCCCCUUUGCUUCGCCUCGAGGGCCCCCUUCCCCAGCUCACCGGAAGGCUCUUGCCUUCUCAGGCACACACUUGCAACCUGCCUUCACAUAAACAGAGCAGACGCUGCUCAAAGCUGCUGCUCUGCAGGGCUUGCUCUGUAGGCCGCUGGCUCAGAUGCCCAGCAGUGCCAAUGCACUGUCAGUGUUGACUUUGUUUGCCCCUUUGUAGACGCCCGUUUCUGGGACCUGUGUGGCUAAUGGCCCCGAGAAGGACGCA
Molecule: messenger RNA, 991 nt
Organism: Meleagris gallopavo (turkey)
Lineage: Eukaryota; Metazoa; Chordata; Aves; Galliformes; Phasianidae
Source: RefSeq, a predicted model, not a curated record